GUCAAACGAGCUCUUUGCGCUCUCUCUCUAGAGCCGCUCUAACGACGAUGGCCUGAGAGAGAGACAGAACAGAGAGAGAGAGAGAGAGAGAGAGAGAGAGAGAGAGAGAGAGAGAGAGAGAGAGAGAGAGAUCAAAACCAGUCAAGCGAGCUGUUUUUGGGACGAGAGACCGAGGAAUCAGAGAGAGAAAGUUCUUGCUUGGUAGGUAAGCGGACAAAUCUCUGAAGAUGACGAAAGUGUGUCCUGAGAUGACGCUGUCUGAAGCAGUUCUUCCGGUAUCAGCGGAUGUUAGUUUUGCAUCUAACCAUUUUCCAAAGUACAAGUUUGGACCUGACAAUCAGAUCGUGGAAGAACCAAAGGAAGAUGAAAAGGGUCCUUCCGUGAAAGAAAUCGUUGAGAAGGAGACCGAGCAACUAUCUGAGCAGCACAAGCGCCUUUCUGUUCGUGAUCUCGCUAGUAAAUUUGACAAGAACUUGACCGCUGCUGCGAAUUUGACCGAUGAGGCAAAGCUGAGAGAGGUGGCUUCUUUGGAGGGACAUGUCAUGUUGAAGAAACUAAGGGAUGCUUUAGAAUCUCUGAGAGGCUGCAUGGCCGGACAAAACAAGGAAGAUGUCGAGAAAGCUAUCUCCAUGGUUGAGGCUCUAGCCGUCAAGUUAACUCAGAACGAAGGUGAACUGCUACAAGAAAAAUUCCAAGUGAAAAAGCUAGCAAACUUCCUCAAGCAGGCUUCAGAAGAUGCAAAGAAACUGGUAAACCAGGAAAAGUCAUUUGCUUGUGCCGAGAUUGAAAGUGCUCGGGCUGUUGUUCACAGGCUUGGAGAUGCCUUUACGGAACAGGAGCGGAGUUCUGAAGCUUCUAAAACUCAGGGGCCUGAUGUGGAGAAACUAGUAGAGGAGGUUCAGGAGGCCAGACGGAUCAAAAGGAUGCAUCAACCGACCAAGGUGAUGGAUAUGCAACAUGAGCUUCGUGCUUUGAGAAAUCAAAUCCGAGAGAAGUCCGUAAACUCGGUUAAGCUUCAGAAGGAGAUUGCGAUAGUCAAGAGGACCGACGAGUCCAAGUCCCAUCUGUAUGCUCUAGAUGGCAAACAAAGUCUUGGGUCGUUCUUGAGAAUUCGUUCUUGCUCAGAUAACGCUCCAAAUAUUUCCGAAUGUUCAGUCCAGUGGUACCGUGCUGCAUCGGAGACUAGUAGAAGAGAAGCUAUAUCUGGUGCCAACCGAACGGUAUAUGCUCCGGAACCAUUUGAUGUCGGGCGAGUUCUGCAGGCAGACGUCUGUUUUAAUGGGCAGAAAGUUACCUUAACGACCGACAGUCCAAUCGAUCCCGCCGCCGGAUUGCAAUCCCACGUCGAGUCUCUCAUGCGUAAAUCUCACAGCGAAUUCAACGUGGUUAUUUCGCAGAUGAAUGGCCAAGAUCAUGCCUCAAGAUCCAAUCAUGUACUUAGCAUUGGAAAGAUGAGGAUAAAGCUGUGUAGGGGAUGGAUCACCAAAUCCAGAGAAAUAUAUUCCACCUUCAUGCAGCUCUGCGGGGUGAGAGGAAAGGCUAAUGCUCCUGCCAAGGCAUUGUUCUGGCAGCCCAGGAAGGGUCUAACCUUCGUGCUAACGUUCGAGUCAGAGAAAGAUCGUAAUGCGGCCAUUGUACUCGCCCGGAAAUACGCCUUUGACUGCAACGUCACUUUGGUCGGACCGGAUGACUGAUGGAGCGAACGCGUUAUGUUGUUAACCAACUGAAAUUUUUCUUCUUCUUCUUACGAUUCAGCAUUUGCGUGUGGCUGGAGCACCAUUGUUGAAAAACGGUGCAAGUUUGGCUUCUUCUUCUUCUUCCUCCACUGAUGAUCAUGUUUUGCUGCAUAGUUUUAGGCAGCAAUCUGUUCUCUUUCCACUUUUGUCUGAUCCCCCAACCCGCAGUUUGAUCUGGUUGGAAUUUUUUCUUGUUUGAUUUGUUUGUUUUGUACCCAACAUUGCUGAUCAGCUUAUCAGUGUGAGAGAAUGGAAUUCAGAUUUUUAUUGUAUGUA
Molecule: messenger RNA, 2012 nt
Organism: Tarenaya hassleriana
Lineage: Eukaryota; Viridiplantae; Streptophyta; Magnoliopsida; Brassicales; Cleomaceae
Product: stomatal closure-related actin-binding protein 3-like
Exons: 13
Coding region: 228-1694 (488 amino acids)
Biological process (GO): regulation of stomatal movement; actin filament organization
Molecular function (GO): actin binding
Source: RefSeq, a predicted model, not a curated record